AUGUUGCCGAAACCAGACCUUUACCUGGCUGUAAUAGUUCUUCUGGCCAUUGCUUCGGUAGCCCAGGCCCUGCCUAUGAGUGGAAGAGUGGUCAAUGGAACGGAUUCCAGCGUGGAAAAGUAUCCCUUUGUGAUUUCCCUGCGCGGUCCCUCUGGCUCUCAUUGGUGUGGCGGUUCCAUCAUUUCCAAGCAGUUUGUCAUGACCGCCGCCCAUUGCACAGACGGCAGCACUGCUAACCAGCUCACUGUCCAAUAUGGAGUCACCACAAUCAGCGCGCAGGGUCCGAAUGUCGUGCGUGUGAAGAAGAUAAUCCAGCAUGAGGACUACAGUCCGGAAAACAGCUAUGCCAACGAUAUCUCUCUGCUCAUGCUGGAGGAACCUUUCGAGUUUGAUGGCGUUACUGUGGCACCCGUGAAAUUGCCCCAACUAGCCUAUGCCACACCUCAAACGGAGGAAGGCAGUGAGGGUGUGCUCAUUGGCUGGGGUCUGAAUGCGACGGGCGGCGUCAUCCAAAAUACUUUGCAGGAGGUUGGACUGAAGGUCUAUUCGGAUGAGGAGUGCACUGCCCGGCAUGAGGGCGAAACGGACCCUAGAUAUCACAUCUGUGGAGGAGUGGAUGAGGGCGGCAAGGGUCAGUGCAGCGGCGAUUCCGGUGGCCCUCUGCUUUGUCAAGGUCAGCAGGUGGGCAUUGUGUCCUGGAGCAUUAAGCCCUGCACUGUGGCUCCUUAUCCUGGAGUUUACUGUAAGGUUUCCCAGUAUAUUGACUGGAUCAAGAGGAACCAAAUUGUAUUGGCAUAAGCAUGUUAUGUUUUAUAUUAAUUCGAACGAUGAAUUAAAUUUUACUUUAAAAUAAAAGUUCUAAGUAUAAAA
This is a messenger RNA of Drosophila kikkawai, 870 nucleotides long. RefSeq names its product chymotrypsin-2-like. Gene Ontology annotation, molecular function: serine-type endopeptidase activity. Lineage: Eukaryota; Metazoa; Arthropoda; Insecta; Diptera; Drosophilidae. Gene Ontology annotation, biological process: proteolysis. The record is from RefSeq and is a predicted model, not a curated record.